This is a messenger RNA of Nematolebias whitei (Rio pearlfish), 2067 nucleotides long. It is a transcript of the gene tubgcp4, whose product is annotated as tubulin, gamma complex associated protein 4. Gene Ontology annotation, biological process: mitotic cell cycle; meiotic cell cycle; microtubule nucleation. The record is from RefSeq and is a predicted model, not a curated record. Gene Ontology annotation, molecular function: gamma-tubulin binding; microtubule minus-end binding. The coding region runs from base 70 to 2067 and encodes 665 amino acids. Gene Ontology annotation, cellular component: gamma-tubulin complex; centrosome; spindle pole. The transcript has 17 exons. NCBI's taxonomy places the organism in Eukaryota, Metazoa, Chordata, Actinopteri, Cyprinodontiformes, Rivulidae.
UUAGGACUUAUGGCGGUUUGAUUUUGUUAGAGCGAGAAACUCUUACCUGUUUUUAUCAGGUGACUGAAAAUGAUUCACGAGCUGUUACUGGCGCUCAGUGGAUACCCAGGAGCGAUCUUUACAUGGAACAAACGGACAGGUCUGCAGGUGUCCCAGGACCUGCCUUUUCUUCACCCCAGUGAGACCAGUGUCCUCAACCGGCUGUGCAAACUGGGCUCAGAUUACACCCGCUUCACCGAGUUUAUAGAGCAGCACACGGGCCACGUUCAUCAGCAGGAGCAUCACACAAACCAGCCCAACCAGACGGGACUUCAUGGAAUUUACCUGCGGGCGUUUUGCACGGGGCUGGACUCCAUGCUGCAGCCAUACAGACAGGCCCUGCUGGACCUGGAGCAGGAGUUCCUGGGAGAUCCACAUCUGACAGUGUCUCAUGUGAAUUACAAGCUUGACCAGUUUCAGCUGCUGUUUCCUUCUGUUCUGGUGAUGGUAGAAACGAUCAAAUCACAGAAGAUCCACGGCUGUCAGAUCCUGGAGACGGUGUACAAACACAGCUGUGUGGGCCUUCCUCCUGUUCGCAUGGCCUUAGAGAAGAUUCUGGCUGUGUGUCAUGGUGUGAUGUACAAGCAGCUAGCAGCCUGGAUGCUGCACGGCUUGCUGCUGGACCAGAGCGAGGAGUUCUUCAUAAAGCAGGGCCCCGGUGCAGGAGGUGCUGCCGCCAAUCAGGAUGAGGAGGAGGACGAUCUGGGCCUGGGAGGUUUGAGUGGGAAACAGCUCAGAGAGUUACAGGACUUGAGGCUGAUUGAAGAGGAGAACAUGCUGGCUCCGUCUCUGCAGCAGUUCUCUCUGCGGACAGAGAUGCUGCCUUCUUACAUCCCCGUCCGAGUGGCCGAGAAGAUUCUUUUUGUAGGAGAGUCUGUUCAGAUGUUUGAAAACCACAACCACAGCCCGUCCAGAACCGGCUCCAUAUUGAAGCACCAGGAGGACCUGUUUGCUGCCGAGCUGCACCGACUCAAACAGCAGCCCCUCUUCAGCCUAGUGGACUUUGAAAACCUGAUCGAUGGGAUCAGGAGCACGGUGGCAGAGCACCUGUGGACGCUGAUGGUGGAGGAGGCAAACCUGCUGGAGCAGCUCAAGAUCAUCAAGGACUUCUACUUGUUGGGUCGUGGGGAGCUCUAUCAGGUGUUCAUUGACCUGGCGCAGCACAUGCUGAAAACCCCUCCCACAGCCGUCACCGAGCAUGACGUGAACGUGGCAUUUCAGCAGGCUGCUCAUAAAGUGUUCCUGGAUGACGACAACCUCCUGCCCCUGCUGCACCUCACCGUGGACCACCAGGGCAAGGACAGCAAAGAAGUGUCGGGCCAAAGAGAUGGAGCCACCCCUCCCCAGGACACGUCUCCUCGGGAGGUCCCUCCCACCGGCUGGGCGGCACUCGGCCUCACCUACAAGGUUCAGUGGCCGCUGCACAUCCUCUUCACUCCUGCUGUCCUGGAGAAGUACAACGUGGUGUUCAGGUACCUGCUGAGUGUGCGGCAGGUGCAGUCACAGCUGCAGCACUGCUGGGCUCUGCAGAUGCAGAGGAAGCGCCUGAAGUCCAGCCAGACGGACGCGGUGAAGUGGAGACUCCGGAACCACAUGGCGUUCCUGAUCGACAACCUGCAGUACUACUUACAGGUGGACGUUCUGGAGUCUCAGUUCUCUCAGCUGCUCCAGCAGAUCAACUCCACCAGAGACUUUGAGAGCAUCCGACUGGCCCACGACCACUUCCUGAGCAACCUGCUGGCCCAGUCAUUCAUCCUCCUGAAGCCGGUGUUCCACUGCCUGAACGAGAUCCUGGAGCUGUGUCAGAGCUUCUGUUCUCUGGUCAGUCAGAACGUGGCGUCGCUGGAUGAAAGAGGAACCAGUCAGCUGGACCUGCUGGUGAUGGGCUUCCGGCGCCAGUCGUCACUGCUGUUCAAAAUCUUCUCGAGUGUGAGGAACCAUCAGAUCAACUCCGACCUCGCUCAGCUGCUGCUGCGUUUGGACUACAACAAAUACUACACACAGGCUGGAGGCACGCUGGGCGGGUAG